ACAUUUAACUCUGAAAUCUCCUGUAAAUAGUGGAACUGUUGUCUGUAGGGUUCAAAAUUGGGAAAACUUUACUAAAAGACUUUUUGGGUGCUUCAGAGUUCACCUUCUUCAAUCAAACCUGUCACUGUAAGGCUGGAAAAGAUGCGCAAACAAACACACACGACCUAGACUAGAAUAGACGCAUACACGUUGAUGGAUCCCAAGGGCUCAAAUCAGCUGGAUGAAGAUGAAAGGUUGUCGAACAGCAAGGCGAUCAAUACGAACAACAACAACGUGGAUGAGAAUAGUAAAAGAGCCGUAGCAGAGGUCAAAGACUUUCAGAUUAUGGUGGCCGACAAAGAAGAGGGCGGCAAGAGGCAGCAGCAGUUGGCCCUCCCAAAGAGAAGCUCCAAUAGGGACAGGCACACCAAAGUGGACGGCCGAGGGCGGAGGAUUAGGAUGCCUGCUCUCUGCGCCGCCAGAAUCUUCCAGUUGACCCGAGAACUGGGCCACAAGUCCGACGGAGAAACCAUUCAGUGGCUGUUACAGCAGGCGGAACCCUCGAUAAUCGCGGCAACGGGGACCGGGAGCAUGCCUGCCUCCGCCUUAGCGGCCGCCGGAGCCUCUAUUUCUAUGCCUAUGGGCAUGGGUUUGAAUAAUCAGAACUUGGAUGAAUUGGGGGCUCAAGUUCACAUGGGGGCCGUUGAUAGUAACAGUAGGGCCGCCGCUUGGCCAAUGGUUGGUGGGAAUUUAGGGAGACACCAUAUCUCCACGCCGGGUCUAUGGCCCCCAGCUGCCGCUUUUAUGUCAUCAUCAUCAUCCUCAUCUUCUUCAACUUCUACUACCAAUUUGGGAAGCGACACUUCAAAUUACCAACACAAGGGUGGAUUCUCUGGGUUUGACCUGCCUUUCACCCAUAUCAAUCCCAUGAGUUUUACCUCACUUUUAAGUGCCACUAACCCUCAGCUUCCUGGUUUGGAACUUGGGCUAUCACAAGAUGCUCAUAUAGGGGUUUUAAACAAUCAAGCCUUGACCCAUAUUUAUCACCAGCAGCAGCAGAUGGAACACCCCAGAAUGCAAAACCAGCACCAACCCUCUCCUAAGGACGAUUCUCGGGAAUCAGAAUAGUUGAUUCUUUAUACUAUAUUAUAUAGUAUGUGUUUAACUACUUGUGGAUAGCAUGAGUGGCUUGUAUAUUUUGUAUACUGGCAGAGAGAAGGGUAUACAUUACACCUUAACUACUUGCCUUGAAUUUACCACUCAUCCUCCCCUUCGAACUUCAGGUGCUUAUUUCUUUCUGUAUGGAGAUUUUGAGGCUAUCUAUGUUGUUGUUGUUGUUA
Messenger RNA from Ipomoea nil (Japanese morning glory), 1319 nucleotides. Its product is annotated as transcription factor TCP20-like. The record is from RefSeq and is a predicted model, not a curated record. The transcript has a single exon. Gene Ontology annotation, cellular component: nucleus. NCBI's taxonomy places the organism in Eukaryota, Viridiplantae, Streptophyta, Magnoliopsida, Solanales, Convolvulaceae. Bases 193 to 1107 code for a protein of 304 amino acids. Gene Ontology annotation, molecular function: DNA-binding transcription factor activity; sequence-specific DNA binding.